AUGGCCGCUCUCGCCAGCAAGCGAAAGCGCGAAUCGUCCGAUAUGCCCAGCGCUCGUCCAGCGCCUCAUAUGGGUGGCUCAGACUUUGAGGACCAAUACCUGCAUGGCGGGGACGGCAUGGAGCAUGGAGACCUCGAUACUGGUUUUGCUGCAGCACUAGCACAACAUAACGCCGGCACGGGUGAAGAGGGCGACCCACAGCAAGAUCAAGGCCACUACCAAGGCCCGGAGCAAUCUCACCAAGGAGGCCCAGCGAGUGUCAGCGAUACCGCAGCCGCUGCCAUGGCUCAAUACCACACCAUGACCGUACCGCAAUCUACUGAACAAGCAUUCAUGGCCCAGCCUACAGAGCAACCUGCGGAUCGCGGAGCAACUGCUACUUCCGAGUCAGCGAAUCCAAACGCCCAGCCCAGGAAUUCGAGCUUCAGCGACUUUGACAUCAGCCAGAACAACGAGGCGAACCAGAAUGGAGGCAGUGGAUCCCCAACCGGCGCAAGUGCAUCAGCUUUAGGCGGAGCGAAGCCGCAAGUUGGCACCGAGGAAUGGCAUAAGGUUCGGAGGGACAACCACAAGGAGGGUAAGUCUCACGCUUUUCGAACUACUUUCCGCGUCUGCACUUUCACUGACGUUACGUACAGUUGAACGCCGUCGUCGUGAAACCAUCAAUGAGGGCAUCAACGAGCUCGCCAAGAUUGUGCCUGGUUGCGAGAAGAACAAAGGCAGCAUCCUUGCCCGAGCCGUCCAGUUCAUCACGCAACUCAAGGAGAACGAGACCCAGAAUAUCGAAAAGUGGACUCUGGAGAAGCUACUGACUGAACAGGCCAUUGCCGAGCUCAGCUCCAGCUGCGACAAGCUCAAAGCAGAGUGUCAACGAGCUUGGGCGGAGUGCGAACAGUGGAAGAAGGCUGCUCAGCGUGCCGGCAUCUCCAUUGACACGGAUGAGAAGGCCGAUGCCGAUGGCGAGGAUGGCGAGUAG
Molecule: messenger RNA, 976 nt
Organism: Lecanosticta acicola
Lineage: Eukaryota; Fungi; Ascomycota; Dothideomycetes; Mycosphaerellales; Mycosphaerellaceae
Source: the annotation of a GenBank genome assembly